ACAGUUCAGGCUAAUCCUUCAAUCAAUUAUGAUGAUACUGAUGAAUCUGACGACUCAGACAAAGACAAUUCUUCGAAAACUUGUGAUAUUCCUACGAAGGACUCUGAAGCCGAGGAGUUAGAUUGCUGUGACAUAGAAGUCGAAGUAUCACAAGAGCAGGAGUCGACACCCUCACAUAUCUCUGGAAGGCGUAUUUUUGAUAUUCAACAUUUAUUUGCACAAUUGUUGAAUGGCAAAAAACAUGAGUUAUGUGGCUGUGAUUUUACAGAUUGUGUUUUAAUAAGCGAACACAAACGAGGCCUAUAUAGUGAAUUUUUGUUUAAAUGUAAAAUGUGUGGCAUAACAGAAACUAUCACAACAGAGAAGUGUCAGCAGGAGACUACAGACAUAAACAUCAAUUCCAGUGUAGCAGUGGCGGCGAUUUCAACAGGUAUUGGAUUUUCCCAAAUUGAGGAAUUAGCAGCUACUAUUGAUAUGCCAAUGAUGUCGAGCAAGACAUUCAACAAAUAUCAUGAUAAAGUGUCAGAAACCAUUUUGACAUCAGCAUGGUCAUCAAUGGUUGAGGCUGGUCAAGAGGAGGCAAAAUUAGCUAGAGACUCUGAAGAAGUCGAUAGCGAAGGAAUACCAUUUAUAACUGUUGUUACUGAUGGAGCUUGGUGUAAAAGAUCAUACAAUGUAAAUUAUGAUGCUUCAUCUGGUGUGGCUUGUAUAAUAGGCUACCGUACAGGAAAGAUUUUGUACUUGGGAGUCAGGAACAAAUAUUGUACAGUUUGUGCAAGAUCACAACAUAAAGGUGUUGAACCCCCUGAGCACAAAUGUUUCAAGAAUUGGUCAGGUACCCCCACUGCCAUGGAAACUGAUAUAAUAGUUGAAGGUUUCAAAUGUAGUUUGGAGAUGCAUGGACCGAAAUACAUGAAAAUGAUUGGCGAUGGAGAUUCAUCUGUGCAUAAUAAGUUGUUAGAGUCAAGGCCUUAUGGUCAUAUGUUGGUACAGAAAAUUGAAUGCAAAAACCAUCUCCUACGAAAUUUUUCUUCCAAUUUGAGGGAAAUAACUACUAGAAGAAGGAGUAAUUCUAAGAAUAUGCCUGUGCCCUAUUAUUUGAGAAAAGAAGUUUCAGCAAGAUCAAUGAGACUGAGAACUGCAAUUACAAAAGCAGCAUUGCACAGAAUGUCUGAAAACAUAUCUUUAGCAGAGAAAAUAAAAUUACUCGAAGUUGACAUCAGAAAUGCACCCUCUCAUGUUUUUGGGGAACAUGCAAAAUGCAAGGAACUGCAAUAUUUCAAGUGCAACCCCACAGAUGAAGAAGUUAAUUUAGUACCAUCUAUGAAACUUCAUGGAUUUUACAGUGAUGUGGAGGCAUGCUUGCAGAGGCUUGUUCAAAAUUGCAGCAGCCUCAUUCUCAAUAUGGACAACAAUAUGGCAGAACAUUUCAACAGUAUUGUUUGCAAAUUUGUAGGUGGUAAAAGAAUAAACUUCUCACUCAAAGGGUCUUACCAGGCCAGGUGUGAAGCGGCUGCAUUAUCUUUCAACUCUGGAGGGGAUUUCCAUGGAAAAUUACAUCAUGCCAUAACUGGACAGGGUCCAACCAAUUUGAUGAAAAAAUAUUCUUCAAAAAUGAAAAAGAGAAGGGUCCAAGUGAAACAAAGGAAUCAACAGAGGCGAAUGAAAAUUGCUUUACCAGAUAAAGAUUAUGGUCCAGAAUCGAAUAUUCAACCACUGGGUGUAGAUGACGUUGAAUAUAUUAAAGUGAAAGAAGAAUUCCUGAAAAUGUUGGAAAAAAAACCUUCUGAAAUAGAAGAUAUUCAGAGAGCUACACUUGGCCAGAGUGGAAAUCCAAGAUGGAUUCAAGAAAAGUGUAUGAGGCUCACCGCUUCCCAUUUCGGCAAAAUUUGUAAAAUGCGACCAACAACUUCUUCCAGAAAUACCGUCAAAAACUUAUUAUAUAGUAAAUUUACUGGAAAUCAGGCUACUCGUUAUGGUAUUGCAAAUGAGCCUCAUGCCAUACGAGCUUUCAUGGAUACUUACAAUGUAGAAGUAGAGAAUUGCGGACUUUUCAUUGAUGAUAUAGAAUUUUAUUUGGCAGCUUCCCCAGAUGGCCUUGUGGGAGAAGAUUCUAUUAUAGAAGUCAAAUGUCCUUCAGUGAUUUCAAAAAGAAAUCCCUACCAAGGAAUAAUUGAAAAAAAAAGCUGAAAUUUGCAGUAUUGGAUGAGAACAAUAGGAUGUCUUUGAAAAAAAAAUCAUGCUUAUUUUUAUCAAAUUCAGGGGCAAUUAGCAAUCACCAAGCGAGUAUUCUGUUACUUUAUUGUCUGGAGUCCUCAUGGCAUGCUCGUGGAAAAGGUAAACAAUUAUGGCGUGUAAUUAUCUCUAAAUAGGUUACAGAAUAGUAUCCAGGAAAAAUUUGGAUUUCUUUGUAUUAUUUUUACCAAUCUCAAAUUAUCUGAAUUCGCCUGGAAUCACUUUCGAAAUAUGAUCUCAAACAUAGCUGUUCAUCUAAAUUGGACUAAAUUCUUCACAUACGAAAUUAUUGCUUAUUGUUACCAAGUUUAAAAUACUUGCUUCUAUAAAUGAUCAAUCAGUUAUUUAUAUUUUUCAGAUCGAACGAGAUAUUCCAUUUUGGAACGAGGAGAUGUUGCCAAAGCUGAAACUCUUUUAUUUCAACAAACUCCUACCAGAACUCAUUGAUCCACAACAUCCAAAGGUCGCCCAAUAAGAGAAUAAUCGCCAGUACUUUAGACACUUUUCACCAUAGACAACACCUUCAUUUUAAAAUACUACUCAGUCCAAGUGCAGAUAAUACCUGGUUGUAUUAGGAUAUAACUAUAUAUUCAACAUUAACUCGCUCAAAACUUUUUUGUAGAGAUCAAUUACCCUAUCACCAAACUGAUAUUAUUUGCACUCGACGCGCGUUUCGCUAAUUUGAACAGUAUCUUCAGGAGUUUAUUGUAUUUUAUAAAAAUAAAAUAUACGUUUCAUAGAAAUGUGAUUUAUUUUACUUUUCGCUCAUUCAACGUUAUAUUUUAUUGUUUUCAAUGAAAAAGUCUCUUUGAGUAUUAGUCACAGUUCAUUUCCACUAAUCAAUUAUGUUCAUCACAUACCUUGUCGAUUUGGCGUCUUCUAUAAAUUUAUUCAACUCGUUUCGAGUGAUUUUGAAAUGUGAAAAAAGAGAAAAAAUUACUGGAUCUAGUCUUGAAUAAGAAUUUGUACUUGCGUUGAGUGAUUUCCAAGUUGAAAAGUAGGGAACAAUGAUUGAACCUUGCUUAGAAUUACCGAAUGAAAUGAAAAAUGUAUUUAUGAAAUUAACGAAAACAAAAUGCCUCACUUCUCGUAAACAAUCACGAAAUAAAUGUUU
Leptinotarsa decemlineata (Colorado potato beetle) is the source of this 3349-nucleotide messenger RNA. RefSeq lists its product as uncharacterized. NCBI's taxonomy places the organism in Eukaryota, Metazoa, Arthropoda, Insecta, Coleoptera, Chrysomelidae. The record is from RefSeq and is a predicted model, not a curated record.